This is a messenger RNA of Xyrauchen texanus (razorback sucker), 3801 nucleotides long. RefSeq names its product N-myristoyltransferase 2 (gene nmt2). Gene Ontology annotation, cellular component: cytoplasm. The transcript has 13 exons. NCBI's taxonomy places the organism in Eukaryota, Metazoa, Chordata, Actinopteri, Cypriniformes, Catostomidae. Gene Ontology annotation, biological process: N-terminal peptidyl-glycine N-myristoylation. The record is from RefSeq and is a predicted model, not a curated record. Gene Ontology annotation, molecular function: glycylpeptide N-tetradecanoyltransferase activity. Bases 806 to 2287 code for a protein of 493 amino acids.
GAGCAUUUUCCCGAGCUGGCAAUGGCAAAUACCAAUAAAGUUGGAGAACCUAGGUUUUAGCCCAUUUCUACGUCAGUGGAUCUCCAACUUCCUGAAUGACAGUCCACAAGCAGUAAGGUUGGGCAGACAUGGACCAAGAUCAUGAAGAUCAUGAAAGACCUCAGCCAUCCUAAUAAUGGACUCUUCUCUUUGUUGCGGUCAGGGAAACGCUUCGCUCCCUGAUGGCCAAAAGUGAGAGAAUGAGGAGCUUCUUUCCCCAGGCCAUCCGUGUCCUGAACCAAGGACAACACCAGGACUAUAGUUCACUAUUCAACACCACACACUUGAAGCAAUAUUACACUCUGCAUUAUCAUAUUAUUAUAUUAUAAUUAUUAUAUAUCUACAACAUCACCUCUAUAACAUCAGCCUGUUGCAGGUCAACAUUACUGCACAAUUGCACUUUACCUUGCACAAUGUACAUAUUGCCAGUCAAACUAUUAAUGCUACCACCUCUACAUCUGUCAUUAUGCACUACUUCAUAUUCAUAGGCCUAUACAUAUUUUGUACAUACAUUAUAUUUCUUAUUUCUCCUAUUUAUUGUGUAUUUUAUUGUGUUGUAAAUUGUGUAAUAAUGUCUAUUACUAAACUGUGGGGAGAAAAGUCGUACCAAGAAUUUCACUUUUAAAUCAAUGAAAAAGUUAAUUAUCAUGCAAAUUUUCUCCUUUUUCAGUUGAUGAGUUGUUAGUGGAAACUAUCGCUAGAUGGUGCUGUUUUUCGUGGUUUUUAUUCAGUGGUUUUGUGGUGAGGAUUUGCAGCAGAUUCAUCCAUGAUGGCGGAGGACAGCGAGUCCGCAGCCAGCCAGCAGAGCCUGGAGCUGGACGACCAGGACACCUGCGGCAUCGACGGAGACAACGAGGAGGAAAAUGAACACAUGCAGGGGAAUACUGGGGGAGAUCUUGGUGCGAAGAAGAAAAAGAAGAAACAGAAGCGAAAGAAGGAGAAACCAAGCUCAGGAGGAACCAAGUCUGAUUCUGCCUCUGACUCUCAGGAGAUAAAGAACCCUGCCAUUCCCAUGCAGAAGCUGCAGGACAUUCAGAGGGCUAUGGAGCUCCUGUCUACCUGUCAAGGUCCAGCCAAAAACAUAGAUGAGGCCACAAAGCACAAGUACCAGUUCUGGGACACUCAACCCGUACCCAAGCUGGAUGAGGUGGUGACAACUCACGGGCCAAUUGAGCCAGAAAAAGAAAAUAUCAGACAAGAGCCAUAUUCCCUCCCACAGGGCUUUAUGUGGGAUACACUGGACCUCAGCAAUGCAGAAGUUCUGAAAGAGUUAUACACUUUGCUGAAUGAAAACUAUGUUGAGGAUGAUGACAACAUGUUUAGAUUUGACUAUUCUCCCAACUUUCUGAAAUGGGCAUUACGUCCCCCGGGUUGGCUGCCCCAGUGGCACAGUGGUGUGAGGGUUUCAUCCAAUAAGAAGCUGGUUGGGUUCAUCAGUGCCAUUCCUGCAGACAUGCACAUCUAUGACACGUUUAAGAAGAUGGUGGAGAUAAACUUCUUGUGUGUGCAUAAAAAAUUGCGCUCAAAGCGUGUUGCUCCUGUACUAAUCCGCGAGAUCACAAGGCGGGUCAAUUUAGAGGGAAUUUUCCAGGCUGUGUACACUGCUGGUGUGGUCCUGCCCAAACCUGUGUCCACAUGCAGAUACUGGCAUCGGUCCCUAAACCCCAGGAAGCUUGUGGAGGUGAAGUUUUCCCACCUUAGCAGAAACAUGACGCUACAACGAACAAUGAAACUCUACAGAUUACCUGAUAUUACACGUACCCCUGGUUUGAGGCCGAUGGGAGAGGGGGAUAUAAAGCAGGUUACAGCACUGCUGCAGAAACACCUGAGCCAGUUUCAUCUCCAUCCUGUCAUGGGGGAAGAGGAGGUCAAGCAUUGGUUCCUACCACAAGAGAACAUCAUCGACACUUUUGUAGUGGAGGGUUCUGGUGGGGUACUAACGGACUUUAUCAGUUUUUACACCCUGCCGUCCACAGUGAUGCAUCAUCCGCUGCACAAAAGCCUGAAGGCCGCUUAUUCCUUUUACAAUGUCCAUACAGAGACACAGCUCAUAGACCUGAUGAACGAUGCUCUCAUCCUAGCAAAACUGAAAGGUUUUGAUGUUUUUAAUGCACUGGAUCUAAUGGACAAUAAGACUUUCUUGGAAAAGCUCAAGUUUGGGAUUGGAGAUGGUAACCUGCAGUAUUACCUGUACAACUGGAAAUGUCCUCCCAUGGACCCAGAGAAGGUUGGCCUUGUUUUACAGUAACCGGCUGCUUCAUGUUGGAUGCAGACUGAUUCAAAGGUCCAUCUCAAAUUCUCUGACAUGGACAUAGUCUACAUAAAGAGGACAGACUGACAUCCAUUCAAAGUGAAUGAGUUAUGUUGUGCAGCUCUUUAAGGUCUUGUUCCAGUUAUCGAGGGGUCUCUCUCCUUUCUCUUUGUUUUUGACUCGCUUUCUGAGAAUGUGAGAAACAUCUCCAAAGUCAAACACAUCCACAAGCUGUAUUCCCAUGUAGUGUUCAUUUAUUUUUCUUUAACAUGCAAACUGGACCCUCUCUCAGACAUGUUAAAUCUUGUGUUUUUGUUUUGUAUUAUGAAGGUGCGUUGAUACAUUUGUGUGAAUUAGCAAGCUGUACAUUUAAUGGCAGAUAUUUAUUAUGCGUUGUGUGGUUUACAAGGGGCCACAAAGGGGGUUGAAAUCCAAAGUCUUUUCUAUGGAGCUGCCUUUGAAGUCAUAUUAUCGUUUGAAGUUCCUGCUGUCAUUGGGAAGGGGAGUAACUGGUUAUGUGUGGAAGAAUGUAUUGAAUUUUGAAGCACAACGUCAACAUGUUUAUAAAAGGGCUGGAAUGCUCUGAAGUGCAGUUUUAAGAAAAAAUUUGAAUUUAAUUUUGAAUGUGAAUUCAUUUAAAUUAUUUUGAUUCAGGCAUGAUUGGUACACCUUAAGUACCGUAGUGUUUUCCUGCCCAUUUCCAUUCUUUACCAUUUAGUGUUUUUAAAUUAUGAUUUUAGGUAAACAAUUCUGAUAUUUAGAAUUGUAUUGAAGUUACAUGUAUAUAUUUUUUUUCUUUAUUCUGUCAGUAUUUUUUGCAGUAAAAUCAUAAGCUUGUUCGAAUGGUGCAUUUGCUAUCAAGCCCUGAUAAUUUUGCUAUACAUAAGCACAAGGAGAAUUAAACAAUCACAAUAAAGCAUUUUCUCCCACUGCUUUUGGUGAUGUGACCAAGUUUGGCUGUCACAAUCAUUGUUAGGUGGGACCUAAUGAAAUGUGAGCAAUUUUAUUAAAUAGCAGAAACCGAUUUGGUGUUACUACAGCUUAUCUUGUCAUGGUUUGCUUUAAUGUAUCUAAAUCUACAAUAUGCUUUUAAGUGCACAUCCAAAAAGAGACUCCCAAAGUCACAUAUUUCAAUCAGCGAUUUUACUCAACAUUCUGGGCACCUUGAAAAUGUCAGUUUGCAUAUGUUUUUCUAAGGCUUGCUGUAUGAAAUUGGCAUGAAUCCCCUACCCUCUUAUUUAAGAGAGGUGUUUUUUUUUUUUUUUUUUUAUACAUAUAUCAAAUGUGUAAUUUUAAUUGAUCCGCUUACUCUUUCUGAAAACAGUAUUUUUAUUAAAUUUCAUUGCAGGUUGUUUCAAGAAUUGAUUAUGGGAACAAGUACCAGCACCAUGCCAAACAUGACAGUCACCCAAAUAUCUAAUUGUCAACAAUAUACAUCAAGGUAUACCAGCAUGGAUAUUUGACUGAAUAAAAGCAUCCAAAAUAAUAAAGCAAUUAAUUUGUGACUAUUU